This is a messenger RNA of Cynara cardunculus var. scolymus (artichoke), 1525 nucleotides long. Its product is annotated as transcription factor bHLH111. Gene Ontology annotation, molecular function: DNA-binding transcription factor activity, RNA polymerase II-specific; protein dimerization activity; RNA polymerase II cis-regulatory region sequence-specific DNA binding. Lineage: Eukaryota; Viridiplantae; Streptophyta; Magnoliopsida; Asterales; Asteraceae. Gene Ontology annotation, cellular component: nucleus. Bases 29 to 1429 code for a protein of 466 amino acids. The record is from RefSeq and is a predicted model, not a curated record. The transcript has 7 exons. Gene Ontology annotation, biological process: regulation of transcription by RNA polymerase II.
ACCCCCAUCAGCUUAAUUAAGUUUCACAAUGGAUAAGUGUAUAAUGGCUGAGCAAUGCAAUCAAAACUCUGUUGCAACAUCUUCUGCGGCAAGGUGGUGGCCAGAUGUUCAUACUUCUUCUCUUUGUUCAUGGACUGGUGGUGGAGCUGAUUAUGGAAGUAAUCCUCCAUGCAACAAUCCUCAAGACCCUAAUUCUAACUGCUCUGGUGGUGAAGAAGAUGUUUCUAUCUCUACUUCUUUUACGACUAACGCUUCCAACAAUUCUGGGCUCAGCAUGGAGUCUUCUCGACAACUUGUAGAGAAAUCAUCCACCAACGAUCCCUACGGAGAGGCAGUUUCCGAUAAUCAUCACCUCUGGAACCAAGUUUUACUAGGUGUUGGAGCUACCGGAGAACUGCAGAACAUUUCGACUCGGAUGUAUGAACCAGCGUGUGAUUAUUUGAAGAAAAUAGACAGCGGAUGGGAGUUUUCAAGCCCAACAAAUCUGCAUCACUUUGAAAAAAAUUUCAGUGGGUUCAACGAUGGCCUUUACCAAAGUAAGAAUCCAGCUUCAGUAACAAGUUGGUCGAUUGCACCCCCGGAUGUUGAAAUAAGUCCACAGUUUGAUCAAUACAGUGGGCAAUUCACAGCUAUAAAGAAUGAACACACAGAGAGUGAUAUUGAACGUGAGGGGUUAUUUCGGAGAGGAUUAAGUAGUCACCCAAUGGAAUAUCAAGUAGGGAUUAACAACAUGGUUGUUGGGGAUAAUACCAAGUAUUAUUACAGUGGUAUGCCGAAUUUAGAAUGUGCCAACGGAAGGGGUUUUGCUGAUUUGGUUGCUUUUGGUAGCUGCUUAAACAAGCCACUAUCAGAGAGUAACAUGUCUAGUAAACCCAUUAUGAACUCCAUGAAUUUACCCGACCUAAGAAAACAGGCAAUCCAUACUUCUUAUCAGUUGCAGCCAAUGAGACCAAGAGGCAACACACCUGCUAAAAUCAAUGGAAGAGGAAAUGGAGUUGCUAACGAAGGGAAGAGAAAGAAAUCAGAAGAUCACCCUGCAGGAUCACUCUUAAAGAAACCAAAGCUCGAAACUUCUACAGUCUCAUCAACUAAGCAUCCUAAACCAAAGCUCGAGGAAAAAAUAACAGCCCUUCAGCAGAUUGUGUCACCGUUCGGCAAGACAGAUACAGCUUCAGUAUUAUGGGAAGCAAUUGGUUAUAUCAAGUGUCUACAAGAACAAGUACAGUUAUUGAGCAAUCCAUACAUGAAGACAAAUAUCGUGAAGGAGACAUGGGCACGAUUGGAAACAAAAGAGAGAGGAGAUAAGAAGGUCGAUCUAAAGAGCAGAGGUUUGUGUUUGGUUCCCAUAUCGUGUACUCCUCCAGUGUACCAUGAGAACAACGGAUCGGACUACUGGACUCCAACAUAUAGAGGAUGUUUCUACAGAUAGAUGUAAUUGAAGGACUUGAUUAUCUUUAAUUUGGAUAUUAUAUAUAUGUUAAAGGCCAAAACUUGUUUAAUUAGUAAUUUAAAUUCUUGCAAUUAA